AUGAAGAGAAAAUCGAUUUUCAUGAGAAAGAGUGUCAUAAAGGCGCAGAACACGUUGGAUAAAUUUGGCAUUUUUAAGAAGGUGAACGUGGUGAAGAAGGAGGAGCCGGAGAAGCAGAGGCAAAGCGAAACAGACGACGACGGGGUGGAGGGGAAAAGGGGAGAAUACAACACCGUUCAGGUGAAAAAGGAAAUCCAUCCUAACUAUGGAGAGAAUGAAAAAAGGAAUGAUAAUGUCAUAAAAUGUGAACACAGUACAGACGGGCACCCGUCAUUCAAGGUUAAGGUAAAGUUAGAAGGUCAUUCGGGUCCCACUAGAAAUCGAGAGUGGGACGUAAAAGACCCCUUCGGGAAGUUCUCUGGUAGGAGGAGCGAAAGGGGGGGUCGCAGCAGUGGGGGAGAAGGCGAUGAGGAAGACAGCAGGGGGGAAAACGGCAAUGACGACGAAAAUGAUGACAGUGGAAAACACGGCAAAUGUGGUGACAACGCAGGGGAUGAUUCCGAUAUACACUACAGCAAAGACAAGAAGGAAAAGAAGAACAAAAAAGAAGAUAAAGCCGCCGAAAGCAACACCCCCUUGCAUAAGCUCUACCAACCAAUUUACAAGGAAGACUACAUAAAUGAAAUACGAAGUAAGAGGAGUCCACUGCUAAAUACUGUACUGGAUGAAGAUUUAAAUUUUAAUUUAAUUUUAUGUGGACCUCCAGGUUCGGGAAAAUCCUCCCUAGUUAAUGUAAUAAAAAAUAAAACGAACAAUUUGUUCAUCUCACUUUUCCACCUGAACAACUUAAACAAUGAACUGAGGAAGAUAUACGACCAGUCAGUUAUCAACUACAAACUAUCGAAGAAGAAAACCAUUCUGUGUAUAAAGGAUAUAAAUAGGCUGAACAAAAAUCAGCAAGAAAAUUUAUUGCUAAUUUUGAAGAAAGGCUAUUUCUACCUCCUCGCCACGUGUCUUUUCAACCCCAUGAAUAUAUUAAAUGCUUCCCUGAGCUCGAGGUGCCUGUAUUUAUAUCUGAAUGCAUAUGAUAAAAUAGAACUGGCGUUAAUUAUUAAAAGGAUAAUUGACAAGCUGGACAUUGACAUUGAAGACAAUGCUCUGAACAUAAUCAUGAACCACUCCUGUGGGGACGCCCGCGUGGCCAUUAACAUGAUCGAGUUUACAAUUAAAAAUAUGGAACGCGAGGAGCAGAAGGAGAAGGAAAGAGCGAAGGAGAGGGAAAAUCAAAACGAUAUGGAAGGGGACAGUCGAAAUGACUUCGAGGAGGAUAAGCGAAACAUGGAACAUACAGAGGAAGGAAAAAAAAGUUGCGAUAUGAUUACGAAGCAGUUCAAACUGAACGACUUUAGCAAGAUACACAAAUGGGCAUCAUCCACAAAGACGGAAAAAAAAGUUAUCCAGCUAGCUAAUAUAAAAAAUUUUUUGCAAAAUUUUCCAUGCAACGAUAACAAGCUGGACCAUUUUAACUUCAUCUCCGGAUUACACAAAAGUAUCAGAGCUGGAAAUAUCAAAGCAGCUAUUUUAUACUUAACAAAAUCUUUGAAAAACGGGGAAGAUCCCUUAUACAUUUGCAGACGGUUAAUUCGAAUAGCGUCCGAGGAUAUCGGAUUGGCGAACCAUGACGUAUUGUCUAUUUGUAUCAACACACAUUAUGCAUGCAAGGCUAUAGGGAUGCCUGAGUGCCAGACGUCGCUAAUAUAUGCCGUCAUUGUUUUAUGCAAAUCUUCCAAAAGUAACUACAUAUAUGUUGUGGAAAAUAACGCCAAGCAAAUUUGUAACGAGUACAGAUUUGACGUUCCCUUUCAUUUGAGGAACACGUCCAACAGGUACGUCUACACGAAUCAGCCCGAAAUUCUCACCUUCGAGGAGCAUUUGGACAGGUACAAGGAUGUGCAGAAAUAUUUGCCCGACUAUAUAGACAAGUUGGAGCUUCUGCCGAAGAUAUGA
Messenger RNA from Plasmodium coatneyi, 1947 nucleotides. RefSeq lists its product as uncharacterized. The record is from RefSeq and is a predicted model, not a curated record. Gene Ontology annotation, molecular function: DNA binding; ATP binding; transcription factor binding. The transcript has a single exon. The coding region runs from base 1 to 1947 and encodes 648 amino acids. Gene Ontology annotation, cellular component: nucleus. Gene Ontology annotation, biological process: regulation of DNA-templated transcription; DNA-templated DNA replication; regulation of DNA repair. NCBI's taxonomy places the organism in Eukaryota, Apicomplexa, Aconoidasida, Haemosporida, Plasmodiidae.